AUGGAGGACAUGGAUAAAGGCAUGGACACGUCACAAUUAGCAAAGUCGCCCACCCGGGGGCUUUACGGAAUCACCCGUCUCCGACGACCCCUGGCAUAUGGCGAGUUGGAUUCCACGCCGAAACUUGGGACAACCUCGACAGCGGAGCCGUCGGACCACAAGCAUGGCUUGGAACCUUGCACGUUCUUUUUUUACGACACGCUGAUGGGUCCCAAUGUGCUGAUGACGGUGCCAAAUUUGGACGACAGGCCCCGGUUACAAGGUGCGUGGAUCGACGGUUUCACCAUGAAGAUGUGGAGCGGUAAAUACCCCGUUGUUCUCCCCAGAGACAACGCAGCGACAGGGCCCCAGGACCGCGACUACGGCGAGAUAUGGCGAGCCGCGACCAUCAUUCGAUGUCUACGACUGCAGAGAUCCAAUGCGAUGAUGGCAAUUCUAUCAACGGUUUGGUCCAAGUGGGCGCGGGAUUCGAGGAGCAGCGAGCUCGUUGAAGGGAACUUUGACAUGCAGGACUAG
Chaetomium fimeti is the source of this 516-nucleotide messenger RNA. RefSeq lists its product as uncharacterized. The record is from RefSeq and is a predicted model, not a curated record. The coding region runs from base 1 to 516 and encodes 171 amino acids. Lineage: Eukaryota; Fungi; Ascomycota; Sordariomycetes; Sordariales; Chaetomiaceae. The transcript is spliced from 3 exons.